AUGUCAUCGAUGACUGAUCCCUGGACCCAGACCAUCACCAUGAUCGACGGCGAGGGAGGUAGCCAGGACGUCGGCUUGGACCAAGUCACCCAGUUGCAAGUCUACAUCAUUCAAUCUGGAAUCAACUAUGGUGCACAAGUUGGAGCAUCCAUAAUGCUCCUGCUGAUGCUCCUGCUCCUGACGAAGGCUUCGAAGCGGAGGUCAUACAUCUUCCUCAUCAACGGCUUAUGCUUACUCGUCAACGCCAUUCGCUGUAUACUACUUGCCUGCGCGUUGACCAGUAACUGGUACCAUCCUUAUACCCAGAUCAUGGGCGACUACAGUCGAAUUACAUCCUCUGACCUCGCCACCACGAUUGCUUCAGUACUGCUGACUCUCUUGAUCACCUUCAUGGUCUUCAUGUCGCUCAGUCUCCAAGUCUGGGUAGUCUGCGUCACAACUGACCCUAUCCGACGAGCAGUCACCAUGGGUUUGACAACACUUGUAGGCGCCCUUGCAUUUGGAUAUAGGGCUACUCUAGCCGUCUUCAACGUCAAGGCGUUGCUCGCACAAACGGGAAUGGGCUCGCAUACACGCCUUGUCUCCGAUUGCUACGUUGUCCAGGCUGUCGCCAUUUGGUUUUACAGCUGCGCCUUCACGUACAAGCUGGGAUAUGCAAUCUUUCAACGACGCCGUCUCAAUAUGCCGCAGUUUGGGCCAAUGCAAAUUGUCUUUAUAAUGGGCUGCCAGACCAUGGUGAUUCCGGCGAUCGUCACUAGUCUGCAAUUCGUUCCAAGUCUUCCCGAACUUGGCAACGCUGUCUUGACCAUCGUCUGUAUCUUCCUUCCGCUGUCCGCAAUCUGGGCUGGCAUCGACCAAGACUCCCCCCGCAUUGCGAGCAGUGGCCCCGACUCCCACCAUCGAAUCUUCCACGCCGAAUUCUACGAUUCUACUACUAACAGCAUUGGCACUAGCAGUAGCACUGCUUGCGACAAGAGUAGACAACUCAGCGUCUGUACCGUUCCAAAGGGCAAGGACAAGGACACUGAGAGCAUGAUCAUGACUCCCACUUCCUAUAAGAAGAAGAAUAUUCAAGUCGAUUGCGAGUAUGGUUUCUCAAGUGGAAAUGCUGCGCAUCACCUUUGA
Plenodomus lingam JN3 is the source of this 1125-nucleotide messenger RNA. The record is from RefSeq and is a predicted model, not a curated record. Lineage: Eukaryota; Fungi; Ascomycota; Dothideomycetes; Pleosporales; Leptosphaeriaceae.